AAACAUGCAAAUGUAAUUCCCACUUUUCAAUUCUACUGUUAGAAUGAGUAUUAUUUACACUAUGAUAUAGGUAUUAAAACAUGAAUAGACACUAUACCUAUAUAAACCAUGAUUGAUACAGAGAGGGCAUCCAUAGUUCGUAAUUUUGCGAUGGUGUUUUCCUAAUGAGCUUAAAAUUAUAAAAAACCAGUAACUCCCCGACCAUUUAUUAUUCAAAUAACCAUAUCACGAAAGACAAAAAUCUUUAUUUAUAUAGGAACUGAAAAAUACGGCCUAAAAUGAAAUUGUACACUAUCACACUUAUAAUGGACUCUUUGUUGCGAGAAGAACUGCCAACAAUUGUGAACAAUGGGGAUUAAAUUAAAUACAUUUUAAUCAUCACACUAAAUCGAAUUAGUACUCAACGAGAAAUAAGGAAGUUGAACAUAUUGUGAUCAAAUCAAUCAUUUUAGCAAUGGACUCUUUGUUGCGAGAAGAACUGCCAACAAUUGUGAGCAAUGGAGCGUUCGGAAAAAAUCUCAAAUAUUUGUCAUUUGAUUUGGACAAGGAUCACGUCGGACAGGAUCAGUAUAUGUCAACAGUAUUAUUUGGUACAGUCACCACAUCUGAUGAAUCACAACAUCGUGUUGUGAUAAAGUUAAAACUUCGAGACGAAAAGCUGAGAGUUAUGUUCAAAAUCGACUUUCAAUUCCACAACGAAAUUAUUAUGUAUGAAAAAAUUAUACCAUUUCUAUUUGAAUGUUAUCGCUCUAUGACAGGUGUCGGGGACUGUCCCACAUUGGCUCGAUUCUUUUACGGUCGUAAUAUAUGCGGUGAGUUUGUUGAAAAAGAUUUAAUAAUGUUGGAGAACGUUAUACCUCUGGGAUUCCGAUUGAGCGAAGACCGUCUGUUCAUCGACUAUAACCACCUCGUAAUUGCGUUACAAGCAUUAGCCAAGUUUCAUGGAUUGUCAUAUACCGCGAAACACAAAGACCGCGGCCACUUACGAAAAAUUGUCACGGACAUUCGCGAAACACAGUUUGACGUUAAUGGACAGUGGUCAUUUAAGAACAAGGCAUUAAGUAGAUGCAGUAAGCGAGGAGUAGACCAACUGCUUGAACGUAGCGGUGACCUUUAUCGGGAUAACGACCACUUACGACGAUUUAACGAGCUCGUCAGGGACGGAGAAAACUCGCUGAGACGUGCUCUCGUUCCCCGAGAACCAUUUUCCGUUGUGUGCCACGGAGACUUUAACCGGAACAAUGUAUUGUUCCAAUACGAUGAGGCAGGACUUCCGGUCGAUGUGUUGCUGUUUGAUUUCGGGACUCCUCGUUAUGGUUCGCCGGCGUUAGAUCUGUCGUUUUUCUUGUACAUGAACACGGUGCAAAAUUUGCGUGAAAGUCGAUGGGAUGACUUACUGAACGCGUACUGCUUGACCUUGCGGGAAUUCGUACCGCCUGGUAUCCGCGUGCCAAACAGGGCUGAACUGGACUCCGAAAUGUCCAAGUGUGCCUUAUAUGGAUUCGCACAUGCAUCAUUUUUCUUACCCUAUCAAUUAAGAGAAACUGAUCUCGAAGAGGAAAUGGACGACGAAGAAACUUUGGAGUGGUUAUUACAAUUGGGCGGUGACAUUGGGUCGGACUUAGUGGCUGACAUGGUUCAACACAUCGUCGACAUGAAAUACACUAAUGUGUAACGUGCAAUUUAGUUUUUUCGUUGUUGUUUGGUGUUGAUCACAAUCACUUAAUUUGUAUGUUGUCUUGAUGUUCAUUUAAUGCUGUUAAUAAGUAUCUUCUAUGAUUAUAUACAUUGUUUUUAUUGUUUAAAUUUAUAUUAUUUAAGGGUUGUGUUAACAUAAGUAUAGGUAUAAAAUAUAAAUAAAUAGAUAAUAUACGACUUAGGUUAAUUUAAAGUUAAUUUUAAUUUUUAGUUAAUCCAAGUCGAUGAAUGUGCUGAGACCACAGAGCAAUAAUUUUACUAUUGUAAUAAAUCGCCGACGAGCAUGAUGGUGUCUUUUGUAUCUGUUAUGCCUGGGUGUCGGUAGGAUUGGGCUGGAUAUCAUACGUGGAUUAGCGAUGAUUUGCAUAUAUUCCUACAGUGUAUUUAUAAUUUAGUGUCUGUUUUAUUUUACGAAAAGGUCUUUGCGUAUAUUAAUUGUUUACCGAUUAAUUUUGGGUAGUUACAAUACCUUGCUAUUUGUUCGCAAAAUAUAAUCUGAAAAAUAUCAACUAUUGGUUGUGUUGAGAAUCAAAGGCAUAUUUAGUGAUGGAAUAUUAUCAACCCUUUCGAAAAUUCACACUCCUUCCCGUUUAAUAUCAAUUAAAUACUUAUAAGCUUAUACUUAGCUUUGAAAUUCAUUUGGAUAUUCAUCGAUCGCAAAACUAAAAAAAAAAAAAAAAAAA
This is a messenger RNA of Acyrthosiphon pisum (pea aphid), 2381 nucleotides long. RefSeq lists its product as uncharacterized. The transcript is spliced from 4 exons. The record is from RefSeq and is a predicted model, not a curated record. Lineage: Eukaryota; Metazoa; Arthropoda; Insecta; Hemiptera; Aphididae. The coding region runs from base 455 to 1675 and encodes 406 amino acids.